UUACACGAAAACUACGACCCCCGUUGUUGGUAUUGGGAACUAGUGGAGACAGUUCGAAAGGUUAUUUUGACAUCUGGAUUGAUCCUUCUUGGUGGCGAGAGCAGAGCUUACAUUGCGCUAGCAUUGCUUUUAUCUGGACUGUACGGGAUGUAUUUCGGGCUAAAAAAGCCCAUAAGUGAUCGGUUCGAAAACAACCUUAUGCUGUCUUCACUUGCCGUUACGUUCGUAAACCUUGCAAUAGGAGCCGUGAGCACAAUCCCGAGUGAAGGUUUUUCGACAACAGUCGACCCGGUCGUGGAUACUCUGGUGUUCAAUGGCUUGGUCUUUGUUGCCAACACCUUGGUUAUUGGAAUUCUUGUCGGUAAGUUAUCAUCAUGCAUUCUAUUCUUCUGUCACACAAUCCCUUUACAUUUAACAGUGAGGUUCAUACCUUAACUGGGCACCAGACUGAUUAACUUGGUAAAAGUUCUUGCAAUGAAAGAUACAUAGCUUACUUCAUAAUUAAUGAGUGCGCACGAUUCACGAGUUGUACUGAGCGAACCAUAGCAGUGAUAAUCUGAAGUAAUUUGCUUAUUAAAUGAGUACUAAGAUAUAACGAAAGUUCUUUUUCUUUUUUUUACUUUUAAUCACGACCAAAUCAAAUAGGCCUUGGAAAGGUCUUCUUAGCUCAUUCCUCUACGAACAGUGAUAUACUUGCACUUGUUGGUAAAACUAGCUUAAUUAAAAUGAGGUUACAGGAUAUUGCCAUUUUUAUGUUUAAAAUCAACAAAACAUUAUUACCAACAAAUACAUCGCAACUCUCACUUAACGGUCAAAGUUAGGUAUGAGCGAUAGAAACGAGAUAUCAUUAAAAAAAUCAUAGACAGCAUAAAGAAAAAGGACUUGGAGGGGGCAGGGGUGUUAAUUCAAGAAGAAACAUGUAAGGGAUGUUAAUUAUGUAUGACUUACGUCAGUUUAAAAGUAGCUGUGAAGUAUUGCAAUAAGAUUAUUUUAUUUUAGAAACCUUCAUCUUAGAUAGUUGAUAAUUAAUCCAGAUUUGGACUGAACUGGAUUUUCAGAAGCCGAUAUCUUUUAUUAACUACUUUUUAUAACAUCUAUAUGUUAACAAUUUUUGAAAUAAUUAGUUUAGCUAUGGUAAUAAAUCUUAAUAUUAUACUGUAAUAACUAAUUUUCACGUAAAAGUAUUCCCGAUUAGUGGGCCUCCUUAGGCGUCCUAGAAGACCUAAUUACACUUAAUUAAAGUUGUAUGUAUGUUGUGUAUGUGUGUACCAUCUUUGUUGUUUAGAGAAAAAUUCGUAUGCGGCGCGUAAUUGUUCAUACAACAUUUUUCACUUGUGAGAAAAACCGUUUGACCAGUCAGGUUGGUUUUGCUUUGUUUAGAGUCAAUCUCGGUACUUUUGAAAUAAAAUAAUGUAAUGACCUCUGAGUUUAUUUCAAAAUUAUGAAGUUUUCUAGUUUUUUUUUUCAAUGUAUUACUAACGCUUCACCUGAAUUAGAAAAAAUGCUAAACGAUUUUAUCCACGUGAUAUACCUUUUUAUCACCAGUUAGAUGAUAAUAUUGUAGUCAUCCCCUGUAUAUACUUACUGCCUUUGUGGCACUGCAAAUGAAGAACAAAUGAAAGGUAAACAGGAGAAAUUUAAAAAAAGACACUCUGAUGGUGAUAGUACCGUACCGUGAUAUGAUCCGAGAAAGGUUAACCCUUUAAGUCCCAAUAUCCACAUACAAAUUCUCCAAACGGAUCUCUAUAUAUUUCCUUAAAGAAUGAGUUCAGAGAAUUUGAUAAAAGAUCAAACAUUUUCUCUUAGCUGAUCAUUUUAUUAAUUCUCAUAACUUUAUCUCUUGACAGUGUAUGUCUAUCGUUAUGAGAAAAUUGAUGUUGGUCACUAUUGGGACUUAAAGGUUUAAAAACAUCGUAAGGUACCUUCAAACUUUGUUUCAAAACAUUCUGCAAUAUUAUUUUACUUCUUUAGCACUUCGGGUAUUUUACCUUCAAUUGUUAAAUCAGUUCUUUCAAGGCUUUUUGUGAAAACAGAUAGUUUUUUUAAUCAUUAUCACCAUUGUACUGUUCUCGUGCAAGUAACCGCCUUCGGGUCUUUCCUCUGUGAUGAAAGGUUAAUAUAAAUUGAAUCUAUAAAGGCCAAGUUUUAAUUUGAACGAGUGUUUAUUUUGUUUCAGUGCAAUAUCUGGUGUAUCUUUACCACUUUGUAAAAGAAUGGCGCAAGCAUCCAAAGUGGUCAUUCUCCUGCUGCCUGGCCUUGCUAUUGCCACUUAAUCAACUACAAGGAGAGAUACGCGGAUUAACUGGGAAAAACAUACUAAAUCAGCAACUGCAAACUGGUGACAUCGAGUUGCCAACCAUUGCAAGUACUUUGAGGGAGAGUGGGGCAGUUGAUGUUACUCUU
Messenger RNA from Porites lobata, 2403 nucleotides. Lineage: Eukaryota; Metazoa; Cnidaria; Anthozoa; Scleractinia; Poritidae. The record is from the annotation of a GenBank genome assembly.